AUGCCCAGAAAAUUCGAUGUCACCGCUACCAAGUAUGACUCAGGGCGACCGCUCGAUGUUGAAGAAACCAUUCUCUUGAUCCAAGGGCGAAGUUCUGAACAGAGCUGGCAGGUGAGGCUGCAACAAGCAAAUGCAUGGAUUCACCAUUGCCUCGACAAUCAUCAAUGCAACGGCGGAUUAGCAGCCAAAACAUCUCAAGACAAGUAUGAGAAUAAGGUCGGUGACAAGAAUGAGAAUCGUCCAGAAAAGGGUGAAAGCUCCGGUGCGCGUUACCAAAACAGCCAGACCCCAAAGUUACCUCGAAGAGUCCUUGAUCUUCGACAAUUUGAUUCAGAAAAAAAGCUGCGACUCAUCGAUUCUAUGACGGAUUAUGGUGUUUAUGCUUGCCUGAGCUAUACAUGGGGUCGACAAAAUACGGGUGUGACUACCACACAGAAUCUGCGUCAUCGCCUAGACAACCUCCCGUUCGACAGUCUUCCCCAAACAUACAAGGACGCCGUCACGGUUGCUGCAUUUUUGGAGAUUCCCUUUUUGUGGAUUGAUGGUCUGUGUAUAAUCCAAGGUGAUGCCGACUUUAAGGAUUGGGCCGAGCAGUCUUCACAGAUGGCGGAAAUCUACGGAAACGCAGUUCUGGUGAUCGCGGCUGCUGAUUCCAAUAGUGUUGAGGAAGGUUUCCUCUCUACACCACAGCUGCCACGAGAACUCGUCAAAUUCCAGUCUUCGGACUUGGAGAACCUGAACAGUGGGAGAGAAGGAACUGCCUUGACCGUGUUUGCCAGAGCUUUGCCGGACCACAGUUGGCUUGGUUGGUCCACAUUGGCGGAACCCAAAUCCCGUGGGACACUGAGCCGCAGCUGGUGUUUCCAAGAGGAAGUCCUUGCCUCUCGACUCCUCACCUUUUUUGGAGGCGAGAUGAACUUCCAAUGCCUCGAAGACGAAUACCGAUGCGAAUGUGCAUUCCCAGCCGCACCCCUGGGCCUUGUCACGAUCAAGGAGCUUUACGAGCCUCGCUUGGCACUAGGCGACAUGGAAACAACAAACUGGAUGUGGCAGAGUACCGUCGAGCACUACACACGACGGAGGUUGACGGUAGCAACCGACAGGCUUACUGCACUAUCCGGCGUUGCCCGGGUUGUGCAGUCAGGUCUCUGCACAAAGUACGCUGCCGGUCAUUGGCUGGAUCGAGACUUUCUGUGCAGCUUGUGUUGGGCGCCUGUGAGAAACAGGGAAACUGAGCGUACUUUUUCAAAAGACUACGUUGCUCCAUCGUGGUCUUGGGCAGCCCACAACGGACCUAUCACUAUGUGGAUCCCAUAUGGCGGUUCUGAAGAGCCGGUCACUCCGCGCUUCCUCAAUAAGACCGUCGUCCGCAAUGUCGAUAUCACUCCAGCAACAGAAGACGAUACCGGGGCGGUGAUUGGGGGAAGUAUAACUGUCAGCGGCGUAUUCCUCGACAUCUCGGUAACCAUGACAUCAAGAGAGCAAUCCGCGGGCGUCAUGAUAAGAAGUUCGGAGAAAAUCCCUUUUUACUUCGAUCGACCAACGGAAGCAGUGAGAGACACGGACAAUAUGCCUAGCGGACCUGCUCAUUACUGCGAGCGCGUAGGUUUCACCGACUUUGAUGCAACAGCUUCUGACCGUUCUAUGAAGUUCUUCAAGGGGUUUAGAGUUUCAAGCAGGACUGCCAUAAUAAUUUGA
This is a messenger RNA of Colletotrichum acutatum, 1698 nucleotides long. Its product is annotated as heterokaryon incompatibility protein-domain-containing protein. The transcript has 2 exons. NCBI's taxonomy places the organism in Eukaryota, Fungi, Ascomycota, Sordariomycetes, Glomerellales, Glomerellaceae. The record is from RefSeq and is a predicted model, not a curated record. Bases 1 to 1698 code for a protein of 565 amino acids.